AUGUCUGCCCAUCCCAAGACCGACUUGUCGAUCCCCAAGACUCAAAAAGUCGCCAUUUUUGAGAAUGCAGGUGGCCCCGUCGAGAUCAAGGAGGCUCCAGUCGUCCAGCCCGACCAGCUCGAGGCUGGGCAGGUCUUAGUUAAGGUCAUGUACUCUGGCGUCUGCCACACUGAUCUUCACGCCCUGCUUGGCGAUUGGCCGAUGCCAUCCAAGCUUCCCCUCGUCGGUGGACACGAGGGUGCUGGCUUUGUCGUCGCUGUUGGAAAAGGAACUUCUGCGCCUAUCAAAGUCGGCCAGGCUGUUGGCAUCAAGUGGCUUGCUACUAGCUGCUUGUCAUGUGAAGCCUGUGCUCGAGACGGAUCGUUCCAACAAUAUGCCGUAAGCUACGCGGCCCAUGUUACGCCCAUCCCUGAGUCUAUCGCUCUCGAUCUCGCGGCCCCCAUCCUUUGCGCUGGUGUCACGGUCUUCAAGGCGAUCAAGCAAGCCGGCACUCAGCCUGGUGAUAUCAUUGUGAUCUCUGGUGCAGGCGGAGGAUUAGGCCACCUUGCCAUCCAGUAUGCGAUAAACGGCUUUGGAUUGCGAGUUAUUGCUUUAGAUACGGGUGAUGAGAAGAAGGCUCUUUGCCAAAAGCUCGGAGCCGAAGCAUUCGUUGAUUUCAAGUCCUCUUCAGAUUUGAUAGAAGAAAUCAAGAAAGUGGCCGAUGGGUUAGGACCUCACGCAGCCAUUGUUGCAAGCGCCUCAUCUGUCGGCUAUGAUCAAGCACUUCAAUACCUUCGCCCUGGAGGAACCCUCGUCGCUGUCGGUCUUCCUCCUGGUGCCAAGAUCGAGGCCGAUGUCUUCUGGACCGUCGUACGCAGCAUCACCGUGAAGGGCAGCUAUGUCGGAAAUCGUGAAGAUGCUCGCCAAGCCCUCGACAUUGCCGCUCGCGGGCGCGUGAAGACAACCUAUCGCGUUGAGCCUUUGGGCGCGCUUCCUGCUGUCUUCAAAGAGAUGAAGGAAGGAAAGCUCGCUGGUCGUGUCGUUCUAGACUUGUGGAAGUAA
Molecule: messenger RNA, 1041 nt
Organism: Rhizoctonia solani
Lineage: Eukaryota; Fungi; Basidiomycota; Agaricomycetes; Cantharellales; Ceratobasidiaceae
Product: Zinc-binding dehydrogenase
Exons: 11
Coding region: 1-1041 (346 amino acids)
Molecular function (GO): oxidoreductase activity
Source: RefSeq, a predicted model, not a curated record